Messenger RNA from Sphaeramia orbicularis (orbiculate cardinalfish), 3742 nucleotides. RefSeq names its product cholinergic receptor, nicotinic, alpha 2b (neuronal) (gene chrna2b). Bases 535 to 2205 code for a protein of 556 amino acids. Gene Ontology annotation, biological process: monoatomic ion transmembrane transport. NCBI's taxonomy places the organism in Eukaryota, Metazoa, Chordata, Actinopteri, Kurtiformes, Apogonidae. Gene Ontology annotation, molecular function: transmembrane signaling receptor activity; acetylcholine-gated monoatomic cation-selective channel activity. The record is from RefSeq and is a predicted model, not a curated record. Gene Ontology annotation, cellular component: postsynaptic membrane. The transcript has 6 exons.
UUUUGAAUGAAACAUAUUAAAAAAAAAAAAAAAAAAAAAAAAACUUAGAUUUUUUUGGAUGCGUAAAUUGGCACAGUGCGUAAAAAGGCGCAUGGGUUUGGAUGUACUAUUACAAGAACAAAUCGAGCUUUCUAGCGUGGUUUCUUUUCUCAAAACCUGGUUUCAGUUGGCGAUAUUAUGUAUAGAUUUUAAGUCGUAAAAUACACCAGAUACAGGAUACAGUGCCGUUUCCUCAUUCAGCACCGACUGAUGGAUAGUUCUGUGCUUUAGCGCGCGGCGGACACACACCCGGUCCAGCAGAUUAGGAAGAGGACAGUGAAGUUAGCCACUCGGAGCAUCGUCAUCCUCACCCCACGCCCACCCAUAUAAACCCUUACAAUAACAGUAGUCAUUAACUUACUCUGAUAUGCCUUCCAGUUGCGAAGAUGACAUUUUUUGCUCACACAUCCCGGUUUCAAGAUAACGUUUUGACAGUGGACGGAUCCACCUCCGUGUUCUACAGUGAAGUUGGAUUUAUUACUAUCCGAGGACAAAAUGGGACACAACCACCUGUUCUUAGUGAGGACAGCUCUGCUCUUGUUGUUUCUCUUAUGUUUGUCGGUUUUAGGUCUUGAGAAGACCCACUCACAUGCUGAGGAUGAGCUCUUCAAGACACUGUUUGCUGGUUAUAACAAGUGGUCAAGGCCUGUUCCCAACAUCUCUGAUGUGGUUAUUGUCAAGUUCGGGCUGUCUAUUGCGCAGCUCAUUGACGUGGAUGAGAAAAACCAAAUGAUGACAACCAAUGUGUGGCUUAAGCAGGAGUGGAAUGACUACAAACUUCGCUGGAGACCUUCUGACUAUGACAACGUGACAUCCAUAAGAGUACCAUCAGAGCUCAUUUGGGUGCCAGAUAUCGUCCUCUACAACAAUGCGGAUGGUGAGUUCGCUGUCACUCACAUGACAAAGGCUCAUCUGUUCUACACGGGCAAAAUCCGCUGGGUCCCUCCUGCCAUUUACAAGAGCUCCUGCAGCAUCGAUGUCACCUUCUUCCCUUUUGAUCAGCAGAACUGCAAAAUGAAGUUUGGCUCAUGGACGUACGACAAGGCCAAGAUUGACCUUGAGCGAAUCGAAAACACCGUGGACCUUAACAACUACUGGGAGAGCGGUGAAUGGGCGAUAAUCAAUGCUGUGGGAACGUACAACACAAAGAAAUACGACUGCUGCCACGAGAUCUACCCUGAUAUCACAUACUUCUUUAUCAUUCGGAGGCUUCCUUUGUUUUAUACCAUCAACCUCAUCAUUCCAUGUCUGCUGAUCUCCUGCCUCACUGUCUUGGUUUUCUACCUGCCCUCAGACUGUGGUGAGAAGAUCACCCUUUGCAUUUCUGUGCUUCUGUCCCUUACUGUGUUCCUCCUCCUUAUCACUGAGAUCAUACCGUCUACAUCCCUAGUCAUCCCCCUCAUAGGCGAGUACCUCCUUUUCACUAUGAUUUUUGUCACCUUGUCCAUUGUCAUCACUGUCUUCGUGCUUAAUGUGCAUCAUCGCUCUCCAAGUACUCACAAGAUGCCCCGCUGGGUCCACUCUGUGUUCUUGGACCUGAUCCCACGCUGGCUGUUUAUGCGAAGGCCCGCUCCAGAUGGCCGCCGUCGCAGGCUGUUGCUGCUCCAGCAGGAAGCAGCAGCGGAGAGGCGGCAGUGUCGGAUACCUGGAUACAAGUCUGGCAACUGUCUGAGCACCUCAGCUAACUGGUUAAGAGAUGGGACCGCAUCAGAAGACCAGAGAAGCUGCUAUGAGGAUUUGGAGUUGGGAACGCUGACAUCAUACUUCUCCUUCCGUCCUCCAUCGCCCAGGCCUCCAGGGUCAACUCCACCAACAACACAGAAAAACACACAGAGCAGCCAGAGCCGACAGGAUGGGGGUGGAGGGACGAAUAAACAGCUGACAGGGACGGGGAACAGAGUGACUCCCACUCAGCGACCAGCGAAAGUGGACAAUGCAGUAUCAGACUCAUCAUUACAGCUUUCACCGAGUGUCAUACGUGCUUUAGAGGGGGUGCACUACAUUGCAGACCACCUGAGAGCAGAGGAUGCUGACUUCAGUGUAAAGGAAGACUGGAAGUAUGUGGCCAUGGUGAUUGAUCGUAUUUUCCUCUGGAUGUUCAUCAUUGUGUGCCUGCUUGGUACAAUUGGCCUUUUCCUGCCUCCUUGGCUGGCUGGCAUGAUCUAACGCGUAUAUGGAGGUGUCAGAUAGAAAAGGAAAAAAAACACUUGAUUUAUGUUUGACUUUCAAAAUGUAGCUGGACUGAAGACUGUGAAUGUGAAUCAUGUUUGUGUAACUCAGCACAGCCCUGAAUGCUCUUUACACAACGACACAAACACUGUGUCCAUUCUGCUGUAGUUUCAAGAGCAGAGCAAAUUCUGAGAGUUUUUAUAUGUAUAUGACAUCCUUAUAAUUAAUGAGACCAAAAUCCAUGAGGUGUAUUCUCUGAAAUGACAUUUUUAGACACCUACCCCAACUUAAAUCAACAAAUUGGAUUUGCUCAACUUUUUGAUGAGAGAGAGAUUAUAAAGAUGGGAGUGUGUCAGACUUCGUAGCGCGUAUCUGGAAUAAAAUCUGACUGCUCUUUAAAUAGAUGAAGUGCAGAUUUUCAGAGGCGUCUGUCAGAGCUAGACCCAAUAAUGACAUUUUUAAUGCAUACUAAGAAUACUUUCUGAUUAUAUUUUCCAAGUUACACGGAGAACUUCAUCUAAAAAUGUACAAUCCAUGAUCCACAUUUUGGCCUUUUGUUCCUUGUGGCCUAUGUUGUCUGUCUUUUUUGGAUCAAUACUAGCAUGCCGUAUGGGGAAUCUGUUGUGUAGGUUGUACUGGACACACAAGUGUCGUAUGUGCUGGUUUUCGAGGAGUUUUUUUUACACUUCAAUCUUCCAAUGAAUGAAUGACAACAUACUGUGUAAUAAAUGUGGUUUGAAAACACCUGAAAAAGAAAAUUGAGUAUUUGUGACAGUGACAAGAGUCAGCCUUACACUGUGUCAAUCCUGCUUUCACCUCAAAAAAUAGGUUUAUACAACAUUGUAGCAGAAUUUCUCUGAAAUCAUUAUAGAAUACUCUUAUUAGGGGUUUUCUUUGUGGUUUACAUGGCCACAGAGUUUAAAUAAAUCUGUUCUGUUCUAAACAAGAAGUAUAAUUCAAUGACCCAACACAAGAAGUACAGUAGAAUAUGUAAUGUUUUUAUUUUUACUGUGUGAUUUGUGAUACAAAUUAUUUUUUUCUAAUAAUGAUAACAGAUGAAAUACAUGCCAGCAGUACAAAAAAAACAAGAUUUUUUCAAGUUAAGCAGAGAAAUUAAAGAAUAUCUGGCUGUUUUCCAUUGCACUCUUGUUUCCAUCUCAUCAUUUUACCAUAAAUGCAUCAUAGUCACACAGUUCAAUGGCUGAUAAAACUUUUGGGUCUUUUAUGCUCAGAUUGUUCCUUAAAAGGUGAACUGUUUGUUUUUGUUUUAAUUUCCAUUAAAUGUCUUUGUACUUCAAAGCUGUUUUAUGUGAUGUAGGGCAAGGAUUUCAGUUUCUUAACAUGAUCAAGGAAAUGGCUGACCAAGCAUGAAGGACAACGGUUUAUAUCACAGAUGUUUGUCACUUUGACAGUCUAUUACAUGUACUAUAUACACUAAAACAUCCUUUUCAGUAUACAUGAUACUUUGCUAGCAUACAUCGGAUUUUGUUUUUCACUUUUGCAGUGUCCUCUGAGCUGCAGCAUCAUUUAAAAA